UAAGAUUUAGUCAAACCCGUGAGCUCUGAUUAUUCGAACGUCUUGCGGUUAACCGAAACAAUGAAGAACAGGGCUGCGAUUGGAGUCCUCCUGGUACUGGUAUGCCAGUACGGCGGGGUCCGGGCGGACAGUGAUAGCAGCGAAAGCAGCAGCAGCGGGGAGAGCAAGCACAAAAACAAGUAUACGACUACCGAGCACAAGUACAAUUAUCCUGCAUAUCCCAUGCCCUUCGGCUAUGGGCAGCCGUAUCAGUACAACCCCUAUCCAUACCCUUACCCACCGCCGAAUCCGCAGUAUCCACAGUACCUACCUUCCGCCAUGCACGCCUACCCAUCGCCCGGCUACCCACCCAUUCCCGGCUUCAAUCCGUACACCCUAGUUCCACCACCUCCACCGCCGGGUUAUCCCCAGGCUGGGACUGGACAGAACCCAGGCUAUAACCCAAAUUCGCCAAAUCAGCCUCAGCAGCCGGCGCCUGGCCAAGGAACAGGUCCUUCGUCAAACUAUCCUCCAGGCGGCUCAAGCGUUAUCAAUCAUUCCCUUAAAGUCAACAAGGAAUACAACGAGGAUGGUCACCACUCAACCUCGGCAUAGACCUUUUGAACAUUCAAUACAAAUAAGAAAAAAAUGUAAUUGUUUCAUUUACCUUUUAAGGAUAGAUAAUUUGGUUAUUAAAGAUCCUGAGUAAAAUAAAAUCGAACAAAUGUUUUGCUGCACUCCCAAA
This is a messenger RNA of Drosophila subpulchrella, 724 nucleotides long. Its product is annotated as protein PAF1 homolog. The transcript has a single exon. Lineage: Eukaryota; Metazoa; Arthropoda; Insecta; Diptera; Drosophilidae. The record is from RefSeq and is a predicted model, not a curated record. Bases 61 to 594 code for a protein of 177 amino acids.